AGGCUCCUGGAUGUGCGCAGCCGCAGAGCGCCACGGCUGUGCCCACUAGUCCCAGCGCUGCGCACUUGACAGCCAGUCCGCCCGUCCGGAGCCCGGCUCGUUGGGGCAGCAUGGCGGGGUCGCCGCUGCUCUGCGGGCCGAGGGCCGGGGGCGUCGGCCUUUUGGUGCUGCUGCUCUUGGGCCUUCUGCGGCUGCCCCCCGCCCUGUCAGCGAGGCCAGUAAAGGAGCCCCGCAGUCUGAGCGCAGCAUCGGCGCCCUUGGCUGAGACAGGCGGUCCCCGCCGCUUGCGUCGGGCCGUGCCCCGAGGAGAGGCGGCGGGUGCGGUGCAGGAGCUGGCGCGGGCGCUGGCGCACCUGCUGGAGGCCGAGAGACAGGAACGCGCGCGUGCCGAGGCGCAGGAAGCGGAGGAUCAGCAGGCGCGUGUCCUGGCGCAGCUGCUGCGUGUCUGGGGCUCCCCGCGCGCCUCGGACCCGCCCUUGGCCCCGGACGACGACCCAGACGCUCCAGCGGCCCAGCUCGCACGUGCUCUGCUCCGCGCUCGCCUAGACCCCGCCGCCCUCGCGGCCCAGCUUGUCCCCGCGCCUGCCGCUGCGCUGCGCCCCCGACCCCCAGUGUACGACGAUGGCCCCACCGGCCCGGAUGUCGAGGACGCUGGCGAUGAGACCCCUGACGUGGACCCGGAGCUGCUGAGGUACUUGCUGGGGCGGAUCCUCACCGGAAGUUCGGAACCAGAGCCUGCUGCGGCCCCGCGCCGCCUCCGCCGAGCUGCCGACCAGGAUUUGGGUCCCGAGGUGCCUCCCGAGAGUGUGCUGGGGGCGCUACUGCGCGUGAAACGCCUGGAGAACUCCUCGCCCCAGGCGCCCGCACGCCGCCUCCUGCCUCCCUGAGCGCCGCUGCUGCAUCCCGCACGCCCUGGAACCCAGGAGCAGCCAGCCCCCAGCAACCCUGACUUCCUACCAGCACGUCCACAGCCGCCUACCCGGCAACUCCCGAGACCCCCAUCUCCUGAACCCUCAAUAAAUGCGCUCUACAGCA
Messenger RNA from Onychomys torridus (southern grasshopper mouse), 1035 nucleotides. RefSeq names its product proprotein convertase subtilisin/kexin type 1 inhibitor (gene Pcsk1n). Gene Ontology annotation, biological process: negative regulation of endopeptidase activity. Lineage: Eukaryota; Metazoa; Chordata; Mammalia; Rodentia; Cricetidae. The coding region runs from base 111 to 887 and encodes 258 amino acids. The record is from RefSeq and is a predicted model, not a curated record. Gene Ontology annotation, molecular function: endopeptidase inhibitor activity. The transcript is spliced from 3 exons.